ACCUGCUACUGGUUUCCCAUCCCACACACACACACACACACACACACACAGCCGCAGUCAGACAGACUGUCUCUGCCUGCGCAGAAACGGCAGCAGGGAAAACAAACUACUCCCGCGCCGCUUACAAACCAACAACUGUCGUGGAAGUGGAGUCGACGCGAUGGUAAACACCAAAGGCUACCGUUUAGACUAAGACAGCUCACAGUGAGGAAGAGGCUGCCGAAAAGUGUCUGAACUGUGACAACAGCUGGACAAAUUAACCGAAGGAUUCGAGGACCGCACGUGGAAAUCACCGCUGAAACACAUCGGAGGAGUGGAUCUCGUCCUCUCCCCUUAAACUGUUCGUCAGUGGUUCACUCCUGCCAACUUCAGAGAUGAGUGCCAAGUCAGCCAUCAACAAGGAGGUCUUCAUACCCCAUGAUGAGAAGAUGCUUGCUGCAGUGCAGGUGAAGCGGAGGACCAAGAAGAAGAUCCCCUUCCUGGCCACUGGUGGUCAAGGAGACUACAUGACUUUCAUCUGUGUCUCAGUGACAAAUAAGAAACCCUCCCAUGUAUCAAUCACCAAGGUGAAGCAGUUUCAAGGUUCUUCUGCCUUUAUGAAAAGGUCACAGUGGACACUCGACCAGCUACGGCAGGUCAACGGCAUUGACCUGAACAAAGACUGUCCAGAGUUUGAUCUGAUGUUCGAAAACGCUUUUGAUCAGUGGGUUGCUAGUUCAGCAGGGGAGAAGUGCACCUUCAUCCAGAUUCUUCACCACACCUGCCAGCGCUACAGCUCUGCACGGAAACCAGAUUUUGUGAACUGUCAGUCCAAACUGCUGGGAGGUAACAGUAUACUACACUCGGCUGCAGACAGUGUGACGAGUGCUGUACAGAAGGCCAGCCAGGCUCUGAAUGAGCGCGGCGAGCGAUUAGGUCGGGCUGAGGAGAGGACCGCGGACAUGAUGAACAGUGCUGAACAGUUCUCUGUUACAGCACAGAAGCUUGCCAUGAAGCACAAGUGUUAGACCACUGCCAAAACCAACUGGGCUGGGGGGGGGGUCACCAAUCGCCAGUCGCUGUACAGGAGAAGGAUUCCACAUUUUAUUCUUUUUAAAAGAUUUAAUAUGAUUACUAUUUGUUAACAAUGUUACAUUUUAAUUCAAUGUCUUGGGUUGUUGUAUUCCGGUGCAUCUUCUGAUGGCGAAGCACUGAGCAGGGGGAUGAGAGGUACAUCUGAACAACGCUACUUCAGACUGUCAGCCGAAUGUUUCAUGCAUCUGUUUGCCCAACAGUCAAAGGCCAGGACUGUAUUUGAUAACCCCGGCCACUCAAAACACUUCCCCUUUUCAUAUGCACAGACACUAAUGUGAGAGCACACAUGUUGACAAGUCAUUAUCAGCAAUCACUCCAAGACAAGCAACAGCUUGUCUCACCGUUAUUAAUUGUUGAGUUAUUUAUGAGCACUGCAGUGAUUAUGCAGUCUGAUUUAUGAGUGACAGAGCCUCUCAUGGGUUUCACAGGUGUGACUUUGGAUUGGGUGGUAAUAUACCACACAAAUAUGAAAGACAUACUUACCUGCCUCGAUUUUUGCUUAGGUUGUACCCAGGCAAGUAUUUUGGCAACACAUUUUGGAGAGUGGGAUGUCAGAUGUAAGGAAUAAUGACAUCAGUGGAGAACAUUACUGUAACACCACUCCUGAACAUCCAUAAAUUUCUUUUCAAUUGAAUGUUUCUUCUCCUUUGACUCUUUGACAUUAGAGUCUUUUGGGAUGCUGUUCUGUCCAUCAUUUCAAAAUGUUUUCAACCUAUUUUAUGAACGGCAUAUGAAGCUAAAUAGAGUAGUUUGUGUGAAACGAUAUAUAAAAAAAAAAAAAUGAAAUAUUUGACUCCUCUGUUAGAGUUGACUACCAUUCCACAACAACCAAAACUACAUUGAAUACAGUUGCCAACAUUUUUGGAAGUGAACUUGAAGAACUCUGUUUUGAAAAUAAGCUUUUUGAUUUUAUUAACUAGCUUCUGCUUUGUAAAAAAGGUAAAAAUGUAAUUCUUCUAGUACUAUUAUCCCUCUGUCUGUAGAGCUAUUUUGUCCAAUGAACAUGGGAUGUUUUGAAAUGACUCCUGGCUGUAUUUCAACUUUAAACAUUCAGUCAAACCUUAUGCUUUUUGUAUUAUUUGGGUUGUUCAUUAUAAAGAUGUCUACUGACAAAAUGUCUCCAAUAGCUGCAGCAGUGUGUAGUAGUUAAUUUUUUGUCAGUGCUCUCACACUGACCUUGGCUUCUCACCGGCAAGAUACCGUCCUCACAAUCGAGAUGUAUUUAAUUCUUUUCAUAUUUUGAAUUUUAUAAUUCACAAUGUUACAAUGCACUGACAACCUUAUCUUGCAGAGCACUGUUGAGUUCAUACAGAAACGUUCCAGUUGCCUAACUCUUGGUGUGCUUUUAUUCCUCUCUCUAACACUUUAGACGUUCUUUGUUUUAAUAAAGAAAUAUAUAAAAAGAUAUCGUCAGUGUCUUUUUUU
This is a messenger RNA of Etheostoma spectabile (orangethroat darter), 2499 nucleotides long. It is a transcript of the gene stxbp6, whose product is annotated as syntaxin binding protein 6 (amisyn). Gene Ontology annotation, biological process: exocytosis; Golgi to plasma membrane transport. The record is from RefSeq and is a predicted model, not a curated record. Gene Ontology annotation, molecular function: phosphatidylinositol-4,5-bisphosphate binding. Gene Ontology annotation, cellular component: exocyst; plasma membrane. NCBI's taxonomy places the organism in Eukaryota, Metazoa, Chordata, Actinopteri, Perciformes, Percidae. The coding region runs from base 375 to 1007 and encodes 210 amino acids. The transcript is spliced from 6 exons.